This is a messenger RNA of Trichomonas vaginalis G3, 1278 nucleotides long. Its product is annotated as serine-type endopeptidase protein. Gene Ontology annotation, molecular function: protein binding. Lineage: Eukaryota; Parabasalia; Trichomonadida; Trichomonadidae. The record is from RefSeq and is a predicted model, not a curated record. The coding region runs from base 1 to 1278 and encodes 425 amino acids. The transcript has a single exon.
AUGGGCUCCAGAAAGCAUGAUUAUAGUAUAAGUAAUGAAAUUAAACUUAAAUUAAAGGAAACCUCGCUUCUUAAAACAUUUCAAUUAACAAAUAAAAGCCAAAUUCUAAUUAUGGCGCAAGGAACAUAUCUAUUUAAAUGUUAUGGUGCAGAAGGAGGAAAUAAUAAUGUCUAUUUGGGAGGUAAAGGUUCCUACAUUGCCGGAGCUAUCUACAUUGACAAAGAUAGCAAAUCAUUUACAAUUGAUGUUGGUGGAAAAGGCCCGGACACUCCAAAUAAAGGGAAAGCAAAUCCAGGAGGAUAUCCAGAUGGCGGAGCAAGUGGAAAUUCCAAUAAAGCUAUAUAUAUGCUAGGGAGUGCAGGUGGUGGAGGUUCCAGCUCUGUCUACUUGAACAACGAUAAAAUUCUUGUUGCAGCGGGUGGGUCAGGUUCAGCAGGCAAUUGCCAAGGAGCUCCUAGAGGAAAUCUUGAAUAUUCAUAUGAAUAUGAAUAUGUUGGAGUCAAUAGUUAUAAAUUAAAAACAGUAAUUCCUCCUUCAAAUUCACAAUGCGAAACCGAUCCAUUAAAUACAUAUCAAAACUAUCCACCAAGUGGAAUUGGAGGUGGCUAUCCAUGUGGAAAAAGAGGAAGUUCACAGUCAAUUCAAUCAUCAUCGAGCUAUCUAGUUUCAUCAAGUGGAAUGUCAUAUAUUAACAGGGAUUAUAUGAAAUUAGUUGAAAUUUCUGAUGGAAAUUCAAACUCUGGAAGAACAGGCAAUGGCGAAAUAAUAGUUAAUAAAUAUUGUUCAGAUGAAAAUUGUUACAAUUGCCUUGAUGAUUCAAACAAAUGUUCAAUUUGCAAAGAUGGAUAUCAUUCAAAUUCUAAUGGUGUAUGCAAAAUUGAUUGCAACAAAUUCAAACAAAAUGGGGUUUGUGUAGAAAAUUGCGAUCCAGGCUACUUUAUAAGUUCAAAUAAUGAGUGUAUUAAGUGCCAUGAAUCAUGCUCAAAGUGCGAUGGGAUAGAAGCGAACAAAUGCACUGAAUGCACAGGUGAUAGAUUCUUGGAAAAUAAUAUGUGCAUUUCUUCAUGCGGUGAAGGAAAAUAUGGAAAUAGAACAACAAAUACAUGCGAUCAAUGCUCUCCAAGAUGCAAAAUAUGCAACUCAUUUUUCGAAUGCACUAAAUGCACAAAUGGUUAUUAUUUAUCACAAGGAAAUUGCAAUCAUUUGGCAUCACAACAAUAUGAAAUAUAUCGAUUUUCUAAUUUCAAUAAGAGAGUCUUCAAAAAUUGUUGCGAUUAA